Molecule: messenger RNA, 2589 nt
Organism: Polypterus senegalus (gray bichir)
Lineage: Eukaryota; Metazoa; Chordata; Cladistia; Polypteriformes; Polypteridae
Product: extracellular calcium-sensing receptor-like
Exons: 7
Coding region: 1-2589 (862 amino acids)
Biological process (GO): G protein-coupled receptor signaling pathway
Cellular component (GO): membrane
Molecular function (GO): G protein-coupled receptor activity
Source: RefSeq, a predicted model, not a curated record
AUGAGGAAUAAAGAAAGAACCCUGGAACUGAUUCGCGAAAACAGAAGAAUAACAGUUGAAGAGGUUGCAGGAGAGCAGAAUGUGAGUGCUGCAAGCAAAGCAAGAGCACAGGAGUCUGCCUGCAGAGCCCAAGCUAACUCAAUAGAGCCUAUUUUGUCUAAGCCUGGAGAUAUUAUGCUGGGAGGAAUCUUUGGUCUUCAUGGCAUUGAGAAUGCCAGCUUUAGUUACAAUGAAAUGAGGAUUGUCAGAGCAAUGCUGUUUGCUAUCGAAGAAAUAAAUAACAGCUCAUCUCUACUGCCAGAAGUUUCCCUGGGAUAUAAAAUAUUUGAUGUCUGUACCUCCAUUCAUUUAUCUAUAAAAGCAGCAUUAAUUUUAAUGAAUGGAAAUGAAGGUGCCGAAUCACUUCCCGGUAAACCAUGUAAUACCCCAUCAACUGUUCAUGCAGUAAUUGGAAUGUCUGGCUCAUCACACACCAUAGUUAUUGCAAGAGCUCUCCAGUCUUUUCACAUUCCACUGAUAAGUUAUGUUGCCACGUGUGCCUGUCUCAGCAAUAAACAGGAAUUCCCUACUUUCUUCAGGACCAUCCCAAGUGAUUCUUAUCAAAGUAGAGCACUUGCACAGCUUGUAAAGCAUUUUGGAUGGACUUGGGUUGGAACAAUUAGAAGUGACAAUGAUUAUGGUAACCUAGGGAUGGCUACUUUUAUUCAAACUGUUCAGAAAGAGGGCAUUUGCAUUGAAUAUUCAGAAUCAAUUUACUAUAGUUAUCCUAGUGAGAAAAUUGCUGCAACAGUACGUCUCAUUAAGGCAUCUUCAUCAAAAGUUAUUGUUGCUUUUCUCACAAAGCAAGAUAUGGAAAUUCUCCUGAAAGAGCUGCAGAAUCAGAAUGUCACAGGGCGACAGUGGAUUGGCAGUGAAGGCUGGAUUUCUGCCAGAAUCUUUGCAACCGAGGAGAGCUACAAAAUAUUAGGUGGCUCCAUUGGAUUUGCUAUUAGUGAAGCUGAAAUACCAGGACUGAAAGAUUAUAUUCUAAAUAUACAUCCAUCUGAAGCUCCCGGAAAUGCUUUUCUCAAUGAAUUUUGGGAAACAGUUUUUCACUGUUCAAUGAGUUCCAAUGAAAAUGCAUCAACUCUUACUCCAUGCACAGGAUCUGAGAAUUUAAGAGAUAUAAGUAACGAGUAUACUGAUGUAUCAGAAUUCAGAAUUCCUGGUAAUGUGUAUAAAGCAGUGUAUGCUGUAGCCUAUUCCCUGCAAAAUCUACUAAGCUGCAAGAAUGGAGAAGGACCAUUUGUCAAUAAAACAUGUGCCAAUAAAAUUAACAUUGAGCCAUGGCAGGUGCUGUAUUACUUUAAAAAAGUGAAUUUUACAACUAAUUAUGGAGAGAAGAUAUAUUUUGAUGAGAAUGGAGAUCCAACGGCAAAAUACGAUUUAAUAAAUUGGCAGAGAAACAAUCACGGCAACAUAGAAUUUCUAAAAAUAGGUGUCUAUGAUGCAUCUUUAUCAGAAGGAAAAGAAUUUAUAAUGAAAAACAUCAGCAUUGUUUGGGUGGGAAAUGCAAAUAAGGUGCCAAGAUCAGUGUGCAGUGAGAGUUGCUUCCCAGGAACUCGAAAAGCAGUUAAAAAAGGAAAACCUGUGUGUUGUUUUGACUGCAUCCCUUGUGCAGAGGGUGAAUUUAGCAAUACAACAAAUUCCAUUGACUGCAUCAGCUGCCCUUUGGAAUACAGAUCAAAUGAGCAAAGAAAUGAAUGCAUUUUAAAAGAAAUUGAAUUCUUGUCAUUUGGAGAACUCAUGGGAACUUUAUUAGUAAUACUUUCUUUGCUUGGUAGCACAGUAACUUUUCUUGUAGUAUUGGUUUUCUUUUACUACAAAGACACUCCUAUUGUUCGAGCUAAUAACCGUGAAUUAAGUUUUCUUCUCCUUUUGUCACUGGCUUUGUGUUUUCUUUGUGCUCUCACCUUUAUUGGUGAGCCUUCUGCCUGGUCCUGUAAGUUGCGCCAUACUGCUUUUGGAAUCACAUUUGUCUUAUGCAUCUCAUGCGUACUGGGGAAGACUACAGUGGUGUUAAUGGCAUUCAGAUCUACACUUCCAGGAAGUAAUACAAUGAAAUGGUUUGGACCAACCCAGCAGCGCCUUAGCGUUUUUGCCUGUACUUUCAUCCAGAUUUUAAUUUGCUCAUUCUGGCUAAUAAUUUCACCACCAUUCCCAAAUAAAAAUGUAAUAUCUCACAAACACAAAAUUAUAUUUGAAUGUAAUGUUGGAUCUACAGCAGCUUUUUAUGCUGUUUUAGGAUAUAUAGGAUUUCUUUCCUUAAUUUGCUUUAUUCUAGCAUUUCUGGCUCGGAAGUUGCCAGACAACUUUAAUGAAGCAAAAUUUAUUACAUUUAGCAUGCUUCUAUUCUGUGCAGUUUGGAUCACUUUUAUUCCGGCAUAUAUCAGCUCACCUGGAAAGUUUACAGUGGCAGUUGAAAUAUUUGCAAUUUUGGCCUCUAGCUUUGGUUUGCUGUUCUGUAUUUUUGCUCCAAAAUGUUACAUUAUAUUACUGAAGCCUGAAGAAAAUACAAAAAGACACUUGAUUGGAAAAAACAUCUCCUAA